AUGGCUCAAAAGAUGUCUGACCCAGGUAGCUUCACUAUUCCGUGCACUAUUGGGAGUUAUGCCUUUGCAAAGGCAUUAUGUGACUUAGGAGCCAGCAUAAACUUGAUGCCUCUGGCCAUAUAUACCAAACUAGGCAUUGGUAGAGCUAGACCGACUUUGAUGCUUUUGCAACUGGCUGACCGCACGGCUAAAAGGCCGACAUGGAUUCUUGAUGAUGUGUUGGUACAAGUGGGGAAGCUUGUAUUCCCUGCAGACUUUGUUAUUCUGGAUUUCCAGGUAGAUGAAGAGAUACCCACCAUUCUGGAGAGGCCAUUCCUAGCCACUAGGAGAGUAUUGAUUAAUUGUGAAACUAGGGAAUUAAAAAUGUGGUUGAACGAUGAAGAAGUUAUAUUCAGCGUUCAACAAUACAUGAGGAGACCCAGUGAAUAUGCUAAUUGCUCCCUAGUGGAGGCAGUGGAUAUGAUCCUGCACGAAGAUACCCUGACUGCUACAGAUCCAUUGGGGGCUUGCCUGACAAAUUUAGAGGAGAUGGAUAGUGAAGGGUACAUUUUCUUAGGGCCUGAUUCUACUUUACCUGUUAUUAUAUUAUCCGGUUUUCUAGAUGUGCCGGUAGAGCAGCUCCUACAGGUGCUACAGGAAUGUAAGACUGCUAUUGGUUGGACCAUGGUGGACAUAAAAGCAAUUGGGGUCACCCCUGUUCAGUGUGUGCCGACAAAGGGAGGAAUAAUGGUCGUACAAAAUGAGAAUAACGAGUUGAUCUCGACUCAUACAGUCAUGGGAUGGCGGAUUUUCAUGGAUUACCGAAAACUGAACACAGCCACCCGGAAGGACCAUUUUCCUUUGCCAUUCAUUGACCAAAUGUUGGAUAGGUUGGCUGGAAUGCUUUUUGGGCUUUGUAAUGCACUGACAAUAUUUCAACGAUGUAUGUUAGCCAUUUUCACAGACAUAGUUGAGAACAUUAUGGAGGUUGUAUUUGGAAAGGUAUGCCACCUUCUGGUAGAGCUCGAGCAUAAAGCACUUUGGGCAUUGCGGCAGUUGAACUUGGACAUGGAGAUAACAGGCAUCAACAGAGUCACUAGGUUACAUGAGCUAGAGGAAUUCAGGUUCCACGCAUUCGAGAGUACUAGAUUAUACAAAGAAAGGAUGAAACUAAUGCAUGAUAAGCACAUCGUGGACCAAAACUUCAAAUCCGGAGAGCUAGUGUUGUUAUACAACUCACGAUUGCAACUGUUUCCGGGUAAGUUGAAGUCCCGAUGGUCAGGACCCUUCAGAGUGGUGCAAAUGUUCUCAAGUGAAGCUGUUGAGAUUGAAUCAGAAGAUGGGAUGAAUAAUUUCACAGUGAAUGGGCAAAAGUUGAAACAUUACCUUGGAAUGGAAGAAUAG
Nicotiana tabacum (common tobacco) is the source of this 1383-nucleotide messenger RNA. The record is from RefSeq and is a predicted model, not a curated record. NCBI's taxonomy places the organism in Eukaryota, Viridiplantae, Streptophyta, Magnoliopsida, Solanales, Solanaceae.